Corythoichthys intestinalis (scribbled pipefish) is the source of this 2094-nucleotide messenger RNA. It is a transcript of the gene ctsf, whose product is annotated as cathepsin F. The transcript has 15 exons. Bases 237 to 1649 code for a protein of 470 amino acids. NCBI's taxonomy places the organism in Eukaryota, Metazoa, Chordata, Actinopteri, Syngnathiformes, Syngnathidae. The record is from RefSeq and is a predicted model, not a curated record. Gene Ontology annotation, cellular component: lysosome. Gene Ontology annotation, molecular function: cysteine-type endopeptidase activity; cysteine-type endopeptidase inhibitor activity.
AAAGACACAAUAAUGCGGGAUGUGUCUAGAAUUUUUUUUUACUGAAAAUCACACUACGUAAACAGGAAGUUGGAAAACACGGAAGUUCCGCCCUACAAGUUACAACAACGCUCGUAUUGAACAAGAACCCUCAACCCUUCUUUCCAUGGGCGAAUUAUGAAGACAAGACGUCCGCCACAAAAACUGAAAGAGAGUGCUAAGCUGUCCUUUUUCUUCUGAAAACGCACACAAACGACAUGGCGACGGGGUGUCAGUUCUUUGUCUGCCUGGCUUUGGCCGCCGUCGUCGGCGCCGUGCUAGGGCUCGGCGAGGAUAUGGACCGGCCAAUGUUCGGCCCUCCAGGUUCAGCCAUCCGACUAAAGGAGACCGACCCCGGCUUGAAGAAGGCUCUGCAGUUCGCUCAGGAGCGCUACAAUUUGGGCUCCAACGCGAUGCACCUUCGCAGAGUCAGCAAAGUCAUCUCCGCCACUAAACAGCUGGUCAAGGGUAUCCGCUACACUAUAACAGUGGAGAUGAGUAAUACUCAGUGUAAGAAAUCUGCCAUGCUUCGGACUUGUGACUUCUAUCCCGAGUCACAACAACUUAAGACUGAGAUUUGUUUGUUUGAAAUCUGGGACAUACCCUGGCAGGCAACUUCUACUUUAAUCAAGCAGAAGUGCCAACCACAGUCUGUAUCAGAAGAAACAACUACAGUUGACAACGCUUCCCCUGACCAGCUUGUGGAGGAGUCUGUAGAGCUUCUGGGCCUUUUCAAAGACUUCAUGGUUAAAUACAAUAAGGUUUAUAGCACCCAAGAGGAGACCGACCGCCGCCUCCAGAUCUUUCAUGAGAAUGUUCAGAUUGCCGCAAGAAUCCAGUCUUUGGAUCAAGGAUCUGCAGAGUACGGCAUCACCAAGUUCAGUGACCUUACUGAGGAGGAGUUUCGCUCCACGUACCUGAACCCACUGCUGAGCCAGUGGACUCUUCAGCGACCAAUGAAAUUAGCCACCUCUGCCCGAAACCCCGCCCCUGAUAGCUGGGAUUGGAGGGAACAUGGCGCUGUUAACCCUGUUAAGAACCAGGGUAUGUGUGGAUCUUGCUGGGCGUUUUCUGUCAUAGGUAACAUUGAAGGGCAGUGGUUCCUGAAAAACGGAACUUUGGAGUCAUUAUCGGAACAAGAGCUAGUUGACUGUGAUGGACUGGACCAAGCGUGCAGAGGCGGUUUGCCGUCAAAUGCUUACGAAGCGAUUGAGAAUCUUGGCGGUUUGGAGCUGGAGAGCGACUACUCCUACUCUGGCCGUAAACAGAAGUGCGACUUCACUAGCGGGAAGGUGGCCGCUUACAUCAAUAGCUCUGUGGAGUUGUCCAAAGAUGAAAAUGAAAUUGCAGCCUGGUUGGCUGAAAAUGGCCCCGUCUCCGUCGCUCUUAAUGCUUUUGCCAUGCAGUUUUAUAGGAAGGGUGUGUCCCACCCCUUUAAAAUCUUCUGCAACCCCUGGAUGAUAGAUCACGCAGUGCUUCUGGUGGGAUAUGGAGACCGUAAGGGAGUUCCAUUUUGGGCCAUUAAAAACAGUUGGGGGGAGGAUUAUGGAGAACAGGGUUACUACUACCUGUACAGAGGCUCCAAUGCAUGUGGAAUCAACAGGAUGGCUUCGUCUGCUGUUGUCAACUAAAUACAUUAAACUGCACUUUCUUGCUCUCCUGCACGCAGACAUAAAAUGUCAUACUGUGAUGGCACACCUUCAUUCCCACACUCGCGUCUUCCUCAUGUUGCACUUAAACCAUACUAGUGUUCCUCCAAAUACAUACCAGAGCUACUGUUACUAACAAAAUCAGAUGUUAAAAAUUCAAAAUCGUGUAGGCCUACAGUAGAUUUUAAGGGUUUUAAUUUCUUAUCAAACAUUAGGUUUUAACUCAUUCUGUUUGACAGGAACUGAGUUUGUAAGAGACGCUAGAAUUAGAAUCUAGUCAGACUAUUGUGCUGUGAAUUUUACCGCUUUGUUAUUAUUGGCUGAGAAUUGUAACUUUCAUUUGGUUGGAUUACUUUAUUUGUUGGUUCUUUUGUAACGUCUUGGAAACUGAUAUGAGAUGAAUUAAAGUGGAAUUAAAACAAAUGGA